UGCCCCACAGAGGCGGCGGUGCUGAGCUACGACGGCAGCAUGUACCUGAAGGUGCUGGUGCCGGGCACGGCGCAGAGCGAGGCCGAGGACGUGGCCGUUCGCUUCAUGUCCCCCCGCGCCUACGGGCUGGUCCUGGCCACCACGUCCCGGCACUCGGCGGACACCCUGCGCCUGGAGCUGGAUGGAGCCCGCAUGAAGCUCACGGUGAACCUGGACUGCGUGCGCGUGGGCUGCAACCCCAGCAAGGGCCCCGAGACGCUCUUUGCGGGGCAGAAGCUGGAUGACAACGAGUGGCACUCGGUGCGGGUGCUGCGGCGCGGGCGCAGCCUCCAGCUCUCCGUCGACAACGUCACCGUUGAAGGUCAGAUGUCGGGCUCCCACGUCCGCCUCGAGUACCACAACAUCGAGACGGGCAUCGUGACGGAGCGGCGCUUCCUGGCCGUGGUGCCCUCCAACUUCCUGGGCCACCUCAGCGGGCUCCUCUUCAACGGGCAGCCCUACCUGGACCUCUGCAAGAACGGCGACAUCAGCUCCUGCGAGCUCAACGCCCGCUUCGGCCGCCGCACCAUCGUGGCCGACCCGGUGGCCUUCCGCGGGCGCGGGUCCUACGUGGCGCUGGCCACGCUCCAGGCCUACUCCUCCAUGCACCUCUUCUUCCAGUUCAAGACCACGGCGCCCGACGGCCUCAUCCUCUUCAACAGCGGCAACGGCAACGACUUCCUGGUGGUGGAGCUGGUGAAGGGGUACAUCCAUUACGUGUUCGACCUGGGGGACGGCCCCUCGCUCAUGAAGGGGAACUCGGAGGCGCCGCUGCACGACGGCCGCUGGCACGAGGUGGCCGUGGCCCGGGACGGAGGCGCCGUGCACGCGCUGCGCGUGGACGGGCGCCCGGUGACCCAGCACGGGCAGGCCGGGCGCAGCCUCGACCUCAAGGGGGAGCUCUACGUCGGGGGUGCGAGCCGGGCGCUGCUGGCCCGCCUGCCCAAGCUGGUGGCCUCGCGCGGGGGCUUCCAGGGCUGUUUGGCCUCCCUGGACCUCAACGGGCGCCUGCCCGAUCUCCUCGGGGACGCGCUGCAGCGUGUGGGGCACGUCCAGAGAGGCUGCGACGGCCCCAGCACCACGUGCACGGAGGAGUCCUGCUCGCACCACGGGGUCUGCCUGCAGCAAUGGGACGGCUUCACCUGCGACUGCUCCAUGACCGCGCACGGCGGCCCCGGCUGCACCGAGCGUGAGUGCCCAGGGCGCUGUGGGGCCCUAUGGGGCCCUCCUCUGAGCCCAUGCGUUGUGGGGGGGCCGGCGGCGGCGCUGCUGGCGCUGGGGGCGCUGCUGGCGGCGCCCACGGGCGCGGCGCGGGUGAGCUCCAGCCUCUCGAGCACCCACCACGUGCACCACUUCCACAGCCGGCACCGCAGCGUCCCCAUCGCCAUCAACCCGCGCCCCGGUGCUCACCCGCGGACACCACG
Molecule: messenger RNA, 1463 nt
Organism: Pezoporus flaviventris
Lineage: Eukaryota; Metazoa; Chordata; Aves; Psittaciformes; Psittacidae
Product: neurexin-2-like
Exons: 8
Source: RefSeq, a predicted model, not a curated record